Molecule: messenger RNA, 284 nt
Organism: Closterium sp. Naga37s-1
Lineage: Eukaryota; Viridiplantae; Streptophyta; Zygnematophyceae; Desmidiales; Closteriaceae
Source: the annotation of a GenBank genome assembly
GAAAGGCGGGUGAGGGGAAGGGGGAGGGCGGGGAGGGGGUGGGGGGGAUGGGGAGGGAGGAGAGUGGGGAGAGCAUGGGAAUGUUUCAAAAAGAUCUGACCGCACAACCCGGCGUGCUACCGCAACCAGCGAACGGAUCGCGAGAUGAGGUACCCCCGGGGAGGUGCAGGGAGUUGCGCGCAGGGAUGAGUGCGCAGGGAGGUGCGCGCGCACAGCGGAUCAAGCGCGAGCAACGCGCCGCGCGGCAUGGGAGGCGGGGAGCAAGGGAGAGGGAGGGGGAGUGA